Messenger RNA from Aspergillus heteromorphus CBS 117.55, 1298 nucleotides. RefSeq names its product nucleotide-diphospho-sugar transferase. Bases 61 to 1107 code for a protein of 348 amino acids. The transcript has 5 exons. The record is from RefSeq and is a predicted model, not a curated record. Gene Ontology annotation, molecular function: glycosyltransferase activity. Lineage: Eukaryota; Fungi; Ascomycota; Eurotiomycetes; Eurotiales; Aspergillaceae.
CGUGUCGCAAUCCUAUCAUUCCUCAAUGGCAACCCGUUCCCUCCCUCAACCAUGAUAACCAUGCUCUCGCCAUCCCCGAGAAUCCUCCGCGCCCUCUUCCUAGUCAUAUCCUCUCUCCUCGGGAUCGCGACAUUAUCACAACUCCCAACCCCGGCAACACCACCUCUGCGCGACUCCAGGACGCAAAUUGACUGGUCGCGAUUCGCAUACACCCAAUAUGCCACCGAUCGGUCGUACCUGUGCAACUCGCUGAUGAUCUUCGAGGCCCUGCACCGACUACAAAGCAAGGCCGAUCGCGUGUUGAUGUACCCGUCGAGUUUCAUGAAGUCGGAAGAUGACCGUUCACCGGAGGCGCGGUUGCUUCGUUUCGCGAGGGAUGAGUAUGCUGUUAAACUCACGCCGGUGCAGGCGAUUCUGAAGGGUGGGGGCGGUGCCCCCUGGUCGCAAAGCUACACCAAGCUCCUCGCCUUCAAUCAGACGGAAUACGACCGCGUGCUUAAUCUUGACUCCGACGCAACCCUCCUCCAGCCAAUGGACGAACUCUUCCUCCUCCCGCCCACCCCCGUCGCCAUGCCCCAAGCCUACUGGCUCGACCCUACAGACCGCAUCUUCACCUCCGGCCUCAUGCUCAUCCAGCCCUCCACAUCCGAAUUCCUGCGUCUAAUGGACGAAGUCUGGGACGAGACGACCUCCCCCGCCAUCUACGACAUGGAAAUCAUGAACAAGCUCUACGGCGACAGCGCUGCAGCCAUCCCGCACCGUCCGUACCUCCUUCUCACCGGCGAGUUCCGUUCCCAGAACCACGAGGCCUAUCUGGGUAAUGCGCAGGAAGAGUGGGACGCGCAGCGGGCUUUGGGGCAGGCGAAGUAUUUGCAUUUUUCGGAUUGGCCGGUGCCGAAGCCGUGGGUUCCGGCCACGCACUUUAUUAUUGAGCAGAGCCAGCCGCCGUGUGAGAUUGAUCCCGUGACGGGUGAGCGCGAUGAUUGUCGUGUAAGGGAGCUUUGGCUGGGGAUUUAUAGUGAUUUUACGGCUAGGAGACAGGAGAUAUGUGGCGCCGCGCUACAAGAUGAAGACGAUGAAGUUAAUGGUGAAGAGGAGUCGUCAUGACAAGACGGCUUGGAUUUUCCAAGGAUGGAUGGUCUAUGAUUACGAUAAAAAUGUUCUUGCUCUUCUCCUUUACUUUGUAGACGACGCUGGCCGUUCUAAUAUAUAUAUAUACUAUAUAUAGUAUAUGUAUAUAUUCUCUCUCUCUCCCUGUUUACUAGAUUUACGCACGACCACCGUGAUAUUGAUUCGAU